Bicyclus anynana (squinting bush brown) is the source of this 3031-nucleotide messenger RNA. Its product is annotated as inter-alpha-trypsin inhibitor heavy chain H4. Lineage: Eukaryota; Metazoa; Arthropoda; Insecta; Lepidoptera; Nymphalidae. The record is from RefSeq and is a predicted model, not a curated record. The transcript has 21 exons. The coding region runs from base 166 to 2955 and encodes 929 amino acids.
GGAAAAGUUACAUCGGCAGUUAUGUUUCAUACCAUUCAAUGAACACUCGUAGUAGAGGUUUUUAUAGUGUUUUUUUAGUAUCCUCAUCUUUGCGUAAAGGAUUUACGAUAUUUCCGACCAUAAAACUAAUAAAUAUCGUAAUUAAAUGUGAUACGGAUCAACAACAUGAAGUGUUCGUGGCUGGUGGCGCUGUGCGUCACCGUUCUGUCAGUCCAUGCACUGGAAGCGUCCGCUGGGUUACCCGAGUUCCCCAACUUCCCAACAGUAGAUGACCAAAGAGUAGUAGUCGGGAAAAGUUUUACUUCAGUGGAGGAUGACGACACAGACGACGAUGCAUCAGCUACAAUCAAGAUGACGCACAUGCGCGUGCGCUCCGAGAUCGCUCUGCGCUACGCUCGCACGGCCGUCAUAUGCAAAGUAUACAAUCCCGGCAAGCGGCCGAAGGAAGCCAGCUUUAAUAUAUUGCUACCCGAAACUGCCUUCAUCAGCGGAUUUACUAUGACCAUCGCUAACGAAAACUAUGAAGCUUAUGUAAAGGAAAAGGAAGACGCUAAGAAAAUUUACAACGACGCGGUUGCACAGGGAAACUCCGCGGCUCACGUUGCUGCCAAAGCUCGAGACUCAAAUCACUUUACGAUAAAAUUCAACGUAGAGGGUGGGAGUAAUGCCACUUAUCGCUUGAGAUAUGAAGAGUUUUUAAUUCGUCGAAAUGGCGUAUACAACCAUGCUAUAAAUCUACUCCCUGGCAUGCUUGUACCUAAAAUGGACGUCGGUAUACACAUAAAGGAAUCGCAAAAAAUCUCUGUUCUGAGAGUACCAGAGUUGAGGACUGGGAACGAAGUUGAUCCUACGGAGAAAGAUCCACUAUAUGCAAACGCCAUUAUCAAAAGAGGCACCAAUGAGCGAGAAGCUACCAUUACUUUCCACCCUGAUCUGGUAGAACAGAAGAGACUGGCUCAAGUAUAUGCGGAAAAAACAAAACUAUCAGCUGAUGCCGAUUUCGCAGACAUUGGAUACAAUAGUGAAGAAGAAGACAGCAAAGAUGAGGGUCUACUAGGACAGUUCAUAGUUCAAUAUGAUGUAGAUCAGCCAAAAAAUGGAGAAGUUCUUGUAAAUGACGGCUACUUUGUCCAUUUCUUCGCUCCGAGCUCCUUACCGCCUCUUAGAAAGCACGUCGUGUUUGUUCUUGACACAUCAGCUUCCAUGGGGGGAAUCAAAAUCAAGCAACUGAAGAAAGCUAUGAAUGCUAUUCUCUCCGAACUCAAUCCAAAAGAUUACAUCAGCAUCAUUGAUUUCAAUACACAUGUUACAGUUCACAAUUUGCAAAAAGUUGAUAUGAAUACACAAGGAAGUAACAAAAAUCUGGUACCGCCUGCAAAUGCUUCGCCAGAAAACAUAGCAGCAGCAAAGGCUAUAAUUUCAAAAUUUAGACCUUAUGGAGGUACGAAUAUUUAUAAAGCUCUUGAUGAGGCAAUGACCCUUGCCCAAGUUUUUGAUCAUCAUCAAUCAAAUCAAACGGAAUCGAUACAAACCAAUGAAGUGGAGCCUAUGAUUAUCUUUUUAACGGACGGAAUUCCUGUCGCGGGAGAAACUAAUACAGAGCGUAUCGUGGCUUACAUCUCCGAGAAAAAUUCUGGCUUGAAACCAGCGAUGUUAUUUGCAAUUGCUUUUGGUGACGAUGCGGAUCGUGUCUUCCUGCGCCAACUAGCCCUCCGCAAUCACGGCUUCAUGCGGCACAUAUAUGAGGCAGCGGAUGCGGCAAUUCAAUUGCACCACUUCUACCGACAAGUGUCUUCACCGCUUCUCUCUGAUGUUAAGUUCGUCUAUCCUCGUCGACAGAUAAAGGAAGGGUCGGUCAGCCGCAGCCAAUUUCGUACAAUCAAUCACGGCUCUGAAGUGGCAGUAGUUGGAAGGAUCGCGGAGGACGUCAGAGAAAUCACACCCCAAGUGCGUGGCUUAAGAGGUGAAGAAGAUGGUAGUACGAGACUUUACGAGAUCAACAGCAAAGUGCCAGUGACUCGUGCAAAGGACGAAUUCCUGCCAUUAGAACGUCUCUGGGCGUAUCUGACUAUUAAGCAGCUGCUGGACAAACGCGACGCGGACGUUAACGGUGCCGGUAAAGAUGCCACAGAUGACAGUCCCGAGAAGAAAGCUCUUUCUAUAGCGUUAAAGUACUCGUUCGUAACGUCGUUGACGUCGCUGGUGGUCGUCCGUCUGAACAAAACUGAUGCUGCGGAUGAUUUGGACGUCGACAGAGUUGAUGAGCAAAGUUUUUUGCCAUAUAAGAAAACAUCUUCUACGAUGCCGAAAACUUACACAGGUGUCGCUUCUGGUGGAGGCCUAAGCGUGGCCUCAAGCGAAGGACCGGUACUAUUUGUUCAAUCGACUAGACGUUUUACCGCUACCGGUUAUGGCGGUUACGGUGGAGGCGGUGGGGUAAGUGCCGGAGGCUUAGGCGGUAGCGGAGGCGGUAGUGGAGGCGGAGGCGGAGGCGGUGGGGGAGGCGGUGGCGGAGGCGGUGGCGGAGGCGGUGGAGGAGGCGAUGGCGGAAGUGGAGGCGGAUAUGUCCCUAAAGGCUUAGGCGGAGUUUUUAAAGAAAGAGGUUGGAGUGUAGGCCCUGCAUCAACAACAGAAUCUUAUGGAAAAGAUUACCAUCUACAGGCAUACGACUGGACGUCGUCGCUCUACAGAACUGAUUCUCUUGUGUUACAAGUGAACGGGACUGAAGUCAUCCUGAAACUCACACAAGAUGUAAAUCCACCAAAAGCGGCCGGAGGAGACGCCGAGUGUUACAACACCACAUUGACAGCUGCCAAUGAGAAACGUGGCGUUUGCGUGUACAUCACGCGAUGCUUCGCCGCCCGAAGCAUCACUGCGAACGACUAUGUUAAUAGCUACUGCGAUGUUAAUGGGUAUGCUGGCGUGUGCUGCCCAAGAACCGGGAUAUCCCAGUAAUUAACACAGUGUAAACAUUACGAUUAUAUAAAAAUUGUAAUUAAAAGCAAUACAUACAAUACUAAUGUUAUUAUUA